AGGGAGGAAGACGAACAUCGAGAGCUUUCGUUUCGCGAGCCUACGUCGGUCAUGAUCUGGACCGUGGCAUUGAGUCUCGUCUUCGGCUUGGCCCGAGCUCUGACCGGCAACUACAAGUUCGAGGACUGCGGUAGCGAAGCGAAGAUCCUGUCGAUGAACAUUGAGCCGUGCGAAACGCACCCUUGCGUGUUCUUGCGAGGUAAAGAUACGAAGAUUCAUUUCUCCAUAAUUGCAGAUCAGGACAGCGACUGGCUUCGGCUGGAGCCGACCAUGAGGAUAUUUGGUGUGGCGUUCCUUGUGCCGGGUAUGGAACGCGACAUGUGCAAGGUCGUCUACCACUGCCCCGUGGUCAAGGGACGCACGUACAACGGCACCAUGACUGUGCACGUGCCUUUCUAUGCCCCACAG
This is a messenger RNA of Rhipicephalus microplus (southern cattle tick), 408 nucleotides long. Its product is annotated as mite group 2 allergen-like Ixo r 2. NCBI's taxonomy places the organism in Eukaryota, Metazoa, Arthropoda, Arachnida, Ixodida, Ixodidae. The record is from RefSeq and is a predicted model, not a curated record.